This is a messenger RNA of Ostrea edulis (European flat oyster), 5346 nucleotides long. Its product is annotated as peptidyl-prolyl cis-trans isomerase G-like. Lineage: Eukaryota; Metazoa; Mollusca; Bivalvia; Ostreida; Ostreidae. The transcript is spliced from 5 exons. The record is from RefSeq and is a predicted model, not a curated record. The coding region runs from base 2960 to 4933 and encodes 657 amino acids.
AGGUAAACAGGGGGUCCACCUCUGCGCCACCCCACCCCCUCUUUCAUCUUUUUUUCUCUCCUUUCGUAUCUUCUCUUAUCUCCCAUCUCCUUUCCCUCCCAUUUCCUCUCUCUUUCUCUCUCUCAUUUACACUGCGUUGGAUAAAAAAUGCUUUAUAUGCAAAACUGGUAAUAUUUACAGCUUAAGGUUUAUCUUCCACCGAAUCUCCGUCGACUCUAUAGGGAAUUUGACAAUAGUGGAAGGUGUUAUACGAAGCCUAGGGUGAAAUUUUUGUCAGUCGUUUGACAUUCAGCGAAGGUCAUUCCUGUUGUCUCAGGUGAGGAAAGGACGCUUGACGAUGACAUCACAGUAGCAGUGUGGGCCCAUAUGGUCGGACUUAACGAAUGACUCAGGAAGUCAUAUUAAUUAUUUGAAUAUCCCGGAUUUAUUGGAGUAAGCCAUUCUUAAUCAAGCACAGACAGAAUACUUGUCUAGAGAAGCAUUCGGUGUCGUUAUUUAGGACUGAAUUUGAAAAACAGCAGGGAUUUUUUUUAUAUAGGGGCGUGUCACGAGGGCAGCUGAAUCAUCCAGGUAUAUAUAUUUAGAUCGAAUUCAUCUAAUCGAUUUAUUGACAUCACGGAAUGCUUGGACCACGUAUUUUCGUAAUCAUGUGACUUACGGAUUUCUAAACAUAGCCGGAUUAGUGACCAUAUCGUGUGUAUACUGAAGUUUAAAUCAUUUCUUUUCAAUUCGGCGAGGAAUGGGAGAAUGAAGUGUGAAUUAAUUCUCGUGGAAUCUCCGUUAUUAGUGUAAUUAGCGGCUGGACGUGUACUAACUUAUAUAGUGACAGGUGGCACAGAGCGUUCACUCAUUAGUUAAUUAGAUGUUGAAGUGUUUUGAAACAGCAGUAUAAUGGAGGAAUAACGACUGUGUGUUAGCUACUGAGAGGAAAAUAUGGCGAAAACCAACGUCCAGUGGAUAUUAUUGUGCUUCGUGCUUCUGUCAUACAUCGAAUGGACAUUCUCACAGAAUGGUAUGUCAUUGAUCAAUGUAAUUAAUGUUAUGUAAGUGCAUUGCCGGGGAAUUUACCCUCAGGGUCUGUAAAGAACAACUGGGCAUUAUUGUGUUAUGAACACUUUGACAGAACAUGAUUAUACUAUGUGUGGUAGUGUUUGUGAAACUAACUAGUGUAUUAUGUAUGUAAGAGUAACGGUUGAUGAACAGCAAUGCAUUGGUUAUAAUCAGUAGUCCACCCCACAACCCCCCACCCACCCCCACCCCAAUCCCUCCCACCCACGACAUGCAGUCCCUCAACUCAAAAAUGUGAACUUUACAGUCGAGUGAAAUAGCUGAUUUCGCAACUUUGUAAAUCUUCUGGGGUUUUUUAUGUGAAAAAUCGAAACAAUUUAAAUUCUCUCACGCUGACUAUACGAGUCAACUGUCCAUGAAGUUUAGAAGUUGCAUUUUAAAUAACAUGUCCGGAAAACAAAAUAAAGGUAUUUAUACUGAAGGUGUGUCAGUGAAUGUAAACAGCAAAACAGUACAUCCUGUCCGUGUUACCUGAUCAAUGAUUCAGGUGUCGGCAUUUACCUGUAUACAUACACCAGACACGUGGAUUUAUUGUACAUGUAAAAGGUGGGUACAUAUUUUUAAAUCUGCAUUUUUAAUAAGAAAAAAUGUGUAUGAUCUUGGAAUGUAUUGAUGUACUGAGUUAGUUUGACCUGGUUACGUCAAUACAGACGUGUAGGUGUAGUUUGGUGUCAUCGGACAUGUUUGUUUCACGUAAAUUUUACACUACAUAUACACGUACAUACAUUUUACAUGUAUAGAACCACAGACACCUGUGAAUAGAGUCAUCCAUAAAUGAUCUACCUACGCUACGGAUAUCGAUAAGAAAGAAAAAAACAUCUCUAUGUUCUGUUCCAUGUGCGAACCCAAACUUUAUGUGACAAAUGUUCUAUAUUUGGUACACGUAAGGCAUUUACAUGAACCGGGAAGGCCAAAAUCAAGGAAUCGAGACAUGUAACAUGAAUUUGAUGAAUGUAUAAAAAUGAAAACAUUGAAGGCAUUCGCUGUAAAAAACGAUGACACAUCUGUGCAUCACCUGAACACAGGUGAAUUAUCUGAGUUCAUCGACUUAUUGGGUGAGGGUUACUCAUACAAAAAUUUCCUAUUAUCACUACGUCAGAUCGUGCACAAAACCAGAACUUUAAAGUUAAAAUGUCACCCGACCUUGUUAAGCUAUAGUUGAUUUAUUAUCCGUAUACUCAUUUUAUGGCAGACGAAGUCACAGUGAGUGGCGUUAUUAACUAUAAUACUUACAGUAUAUGUGAUCAUGAUGAUAUAAAAAUUGAAACCGUUAAAAUGAAAAGAACUAUAUGUAUCCCCAAAAGGGGUGCUCUUUGCAAAUUACCAAAUCUUUUUUUUUUCAAAAAAAGAGAAAAAGCUAAAAUUAUCUACCUUGGAUUGCAGAAAGUCACCUUACGAAAUAUUUAACGCUAGACGGCGCCACGUGAUGUUUAUUACCUGUGACCAGGUGUAUGAGAUUUUUUCCAACAUGGCGAUUAUCAUAACUAGAAAUAAGGAAGUAUAUGCUGAUUGUGAUACAUAAUGUUAAAUAUUUUACACAUCAAAAACUGCACGAAGCAAAAAUAUGUUUGCUGUAUUGCGUGCGCGAUUACCUUUGUCGGUUAACGACUUUCUAGUGUGAUUUCAAGUCUUCUCUGACCAGAUCGGAUAUUCGGAUUAUGUAAAGUCGACAUGUGUACUUAAUUAGGGAGUUGUGUUCAAAAUCUCCCAUACUAUGGCGUUCAUAUGCUGAUUUAUGACAGGAUUCUGCACGCUACCUUUUCCUGCAAAGUUCACGAUAGAGGUUUGACCUUAUUUGGGAAUUAGGUCAUCGUAUUGUGUUUGUUUUUACAUCAUAUAUGCACUGUGUACAUAAAUAAACAUUAAAGUAAUAAACCAACUAUCAGACAAGAUGGAAUUCAGGAAGAUGCGAUUUUUAUACCUUCUGGUGAACGCCAUUUGUAUCAUGGUCGAGGCAUUUGAAUAUACAGUGAAUUUUGAUGGUGCUGACUGCGGACGGACCAUCACGGUUUCGGAACUGGAUGUGUUCUACCUGAAGGCCGAUCCCAACCCAAUUACCUCAGGAGGAGCUGCGUCCUGCACGGUCUCAUUUACAACAGCCACACGGUUCAGUGUGCGCGUGCAACAUCUUUCCGUAAAGGACUGUACCGUGAAACUGAAUUUCUAUGACAACGAAAACACACAGAAAUACCCCUCGCAAACGUUGACGUGCGUCCCCACCACUAACGUUGGGGGGACCUUUCACACUCGUUCAGGUAACCUUAUCGUCCGCUUGGAUAAAGGGUCCGGAGGUACAAAAGCGUACAGUUUCAACCUUGUCCUUACUACUUUUACAGGAGUGGUUUCCAACAACGUUGCCGACACGGCUGGGGGAGGCGUCGGCACGGGUGCCAUUAUUGGCAUCGCGGUGGGCGUGGUUGCGUUCCUCAUCAUCAUAAUUGCUGUCGUCUGCUUCUUCGUCUGUCGGCAGAUGGCACAGCAGAAAGAGGAGAAAAUGAGGCAACUACAGCCCAGCGUCUUUACAACAGCAUUGUCAAGGCAAACAUCUGUACCAACCGCUACUCAACUGAGCGCUUCCGGGUCUCAACAAGGAAGUCGCACCGGAAGUAACAGAUACAGUCAUCGCUCCAAAUAUCAACGAGCUCAAGGGUUUGAAAACAAGGCCUUCAGCGACACAAGCAAUGUUUCAACAGAAUUUGCUAACAGUAAAGUUUCAUAUGCAAUCAUAUCAAACGGUAGUGUUGACGGGAAAAGUUCUAUCAGAAUGGAAAACCUUCAGAGAGGCAGAAGAAGCGGAAGUGUUCGACGCGACAGGUCCGUACCCGACAAAGGGUUCUCUGAUGAUAAUGAUGCUCGAUCAAGCGUGAAGUUUGAUCUUCGAUCUGAUUCCGAGUUAGGAAAAGUUAAUUCAUCGAAACAAGGUGACUCUUCAAAUAAUCAGUCAGGAAAAGGGAGUAACCGAAAGGAAUUUAAUCGGGGCACAAAUGAGAAGGAAAAUGAUCCAAAAACGGCCGAUAGAAAUGCGGAAAACACAAUUGACAAACCGAAGAGGUCCACCACAGAAGGGAAAGACUAUUUUCAGGAAUAUAAAACGAAGAAAUACGAUGACGGCUUCAAUCGUUCGUCAAGUGUUAGAAAAUCCAAAAAUCGAGAAACAAGUUCCUCAAGUCACAAUUCUUCUAACAGCAAUCGUCAUUUGAGUGAAUAUCAGAGGGAUAAUUCUCGCUCUCGGAGUCGGUCAGAAUCUCGCCGUCAUGGCGACGGGAACAGGGAAUCGAGAAGGGAGGACAACUAUAGAGAACAAAGUCAUCGAAGCAGAAGUGCAGACCGAUCACGUCGAACAUCUGAGAGCAGAUCGCGAAGACGCGAUGAUUACUACGACGAUCGUGAAUCAGACAGCGAUGAUUAUUAUCACGACAGAAAUCGACGUAGUAGAAGUAGUGAGCGCCGGAGUAGUCGUGGACCAGAUCGAAGGUCUGACAGUAGACAUCGAAGCCGAGAUCAUUACGACGAUUAUCGAAGUGACGAUUCAUAUAUUAGAAGUAGCAGAGAUCAUGGUAGUCGUGAUGGAUAUAGAAGCGACCAUCGAUAUGACAACAGGGGUAGUUAUAGAAGAGACAAACGAGACGGGUACAGGAGCGAUAAUCGGUAUGAUAAUCGUGACGGGUACAGGAGCGAUAAUCGAUACGAUCAUCGUGACGGGUAUAGGAGCGAUAAUCGAGACAGAUUGGAUGUGUUCAAGGAUAGAGAAAGAAGCAAUCGAACAGCGACACGUGAUCGUAGCGAUAGUUACAGGUCUAGAACAACAUCUGUAGGAAGCGCAUAUUCCAAACAACGGAGCACUCGCUCCAGAUAUGACAGAUAACCGGAAGUUACGCAAUAUCCCCGUCACUGCCAGUUAGAUUGUUCAAAUGUUAUUCGGCUGACACUGCCCCGCUUUUCAUUAUUGUUUGUUUUGUCUGUUAGGAAUCCAUGUAUAUGUAGGCACUCGUGCUAGUUACAACUUUCUUAGGGAAGUUUCUGAUAAUUGCAGGUAUAUUAAUUCAUAUUACUUGUCUUGCCAAAUGAUUGUCUACAUGGUUUUAAAUUUGUAUUGUUAAUUCAUCCACCAGUGUCGGAAGAGAAAUGUGACACAUCUUCUACAUGUCCACUCCAAGGCAGCAAUGAAACAUUAUAAAUAUACCCAAUUGUAUUGACUUUAGUCAGUUAGUGCGAUUUGCUAAAUGGCUAUGCAUUUGUAUUUGCUUUGCGUAAUGAAGAAUAAAUGUGUUUUUGUAA